UGUGCUUGGUUCGCUCUAGGUUCGGUUUCCAGUCGAGAUUGUGAAACGGAACGUUUCGUUCGUUUUCCGCCGCUCGUCCGUGUCAAUGCGUCAAUACUGUUUGUAACGUGGGCAAAAUACGGGCAAUCGGAGCCUGCCGUGUGAGGGCUUGUGGAGUUGCCGUGUAAAGUGCAUUCUACGAUAGGAUCAUCUUCGGUGCAUCUCGGUGUGAUUGAGAGGAUUUAUGAUCCUUGCUUGAAUGAUUGCAGUUAAGUGUCGGUGAGAUUGAAAGAAAAUCAGAAACGAAACUGUGAUUGUGAAGUGUUUCGUAAAGGAUAAUGAUUCAACAUUUUUUUACUGAAGAAUGAAGCUGUUUAAAAUCUAUGAUGAGGAUCACAGUUAAACUGAAAGUUCUAUAAAGGAGUUCAUCAUAAAACGGUGCAUUGGUGAUAGUUUUAAACAUCAGUUUUACGAUUACAAAAUUAGCUGAAAGGGCAUCCAGCAGAAGCAAAUAUUGCUAACCCACCGGCUAUCGCUUACAAUCAGUACUUGCUGAGCUCCCUCAGUGUGGAAGAAAUGCCCCAUACCGGUCAAGCAGGUGUCAACCAGCUCGGCGGUGUUUUCGUCAACGGUAGGCCCCUGCCAGACAUCGUCCGACGGCGGAUAGUUGAGCUGGCGCUGAUGGGCGUGCGCCCUUGUGACAUUUCCCGCCAGCUACUGGUAUCCCAUGGCUGUGUAUCGAAAAUUCUCACCCGAUUCUACGAAACCGGUUCGAUAAGGCCCGGAUCAAUCGGCGGCAGCAAAACUAAGCAAGUGGCAACGCCGACCGUGGUGAAGAAAAUCCUACGCUUCAAGCAGGAAAAUCCCGGCAUGUUUGCCUGGGAAAUCCGCGACCAACUGCUAGCCCAACGGAUUUGCGACCCCAACACGAUACCCUCGGUGAGCUCUGUCAAUCGGAUACUACGGAACGGUGGGCUUUGGACGGACGAUAUGACGUCGAAUGAACAAAUGAUGCGAGAUCAAUCGCACUCAUCAUCCUACAUGACCGCCAAACCCAUGACCCACCCACUGUACAGCCAAACACUCGAGCAGCAUCACGCUCUGCUGAAUCAGUAUCGCUACAGUAUGGCAUCGGCUGUGUCACCUGAUGGAAAGCCCGUACAUCCUCACCCCUACAGUUCUAUCCCCGGAGCCGUACCCCCGGUUCAGAAAACGGCUGCCGUCAAUAUCAUACAACACGAAGGCCAUACACCAACCAAAGCAGAUCCUAGCAAGCAGCUAUCUUCGCCAGGAUCCCCCAAAGCAGAAUCCAAAAGUGAACCAACUUCAUCGAAUUCCACUCCGGCAACGCUUUCGCCGCAGAUGGCGUACCUACCGAAACACUGGAUCUGGAACACCAGUCUCUUCUAUGCGGCUAACCGCAGCAUUGCGGCUGGAUCUGACCCUUCAGCCGCUUUCUCGCACGGAUACCUAGCCUACGGAAAUCCGUUUGCGACUUCCGGAGGAUUCGCUGUGCAACGCGAUAGCUACAGAAACGAUGGGACCAGCUCCAAUACCAGUUCGUCGCCCGUUCAGAUCACCGAUGUCAACUCGGACGACUCUUCGGAUAACCACGACGACCUGAGGACGAGUAUUUGCAAAAAGCGCAAUCCUUACUCUAUUGAAGAGCUGCUCAAAAAACCCGAAAAGCGACAAAAACUAGACUCGGUAACCAUUACCUGCGUGCCGCGGACCUCCCGCGAUGGGUACCAAUCGUCUCCAUCGGCAUCGCCAUCGAAAUCGGCCAGCCCACCUCUGCUGUCGUCGACCCAUUACCCACCGUCACAAAGUUCAGCGGGUUCUAUCGAUCAGCACGAAGGCAUGAGUCUGAUCAAAUCCAAACCGGAAACUCUCAAUGAAAACAGUGUGAAUAUUGAAAUUUGUGAUUAAACUACUGUAGAAGUAGUCAUUGCCAUAAAAGCGCAUUUGUUGAUCUAGUUUUGUACGUACUGUUAUCUGUAGAGGGAAACCCCAUUCUUUUGUAAAUAGUUAUUAUAUUAGUUAUGAUGGGCUUACCAUUCUCCUCAAGCUAGAAUCUGUGGAUCAAACAACUACAAGACAAGUAGAAUAAGUUUAAUUUAUUGACAAGUAAAGACCCGUACUAUGGGAAUAGAUCCGUUCUCAAAGAAGACUCAUGUAUAAAUAGAAUCGAAAACAUUCAAGAGUGAAUCCAGAGUCUCACGAAAAUUCACUGCUCAAAACACCCACUGUAAAAUAAUAUAGACUAAUUGUUUUAAUGAACAGCCGGA
Armigeres subalbatus is the source of this 2267-nucleotide messenger RNA. Its product is annotated as paired box pox-neuro protein-like. The record is from RefSeq and is a predicted model, not a curated record. The coding region runs from base 556 to 1908 and encodes 450 amino acids. The transcript has 7 exons. Lineage: Eukaryota; Metazoa; Arthropoda; Insecta; Diptera; Culicidae. Gene Ontology annotation, biological process: regulation of transcription by RNA polymerase II; anatomical structure development. Gene Ontology annotation, molecular function: RNA polymerase II cis-regulatory region sequence-specific DNA binding; DNA-binding transcription factor activity, RNA polymerase II-specific.